Bradysia coprophila is the source of this 1157-nucleotide messenger RNA. RefSeq lists its product as uncharacterized. The record is from RefSeq and is a predicted model, not a curated record. NCBI's taxonomy places the organism in Eukaryota, Metazoa, Arthropoda, Insecta, Diptera, Sciaridae.
AGAAUACAGUGACGCAAAACAUUAUUGAACAUUGUUUAAUAUAAAGUUUUGGCUCCAUCGUAACGUACCAUCAGUUGAGUGAAACGUUCUACUAUAAAAUGAGCUUGAAAGUACUUGUCGUAGUUGGUCUAGUGAUUCCAGCCAUCACCGCUCUUAAAUAUACCAACGAAAGUAGGAAAUCCAUUGACAAUGUGUAUAAUCAAUGCUGGGACGUAGUGAAAGACUAUCCUGCGCCAACAUUAGAGAUGGCUAACAAUCUGAUGAAAUCAUUUGAGGUUUACACACUUCGAUUGGGAGAUCUUGCUAAUUAUGAAAACAGUACGAUCCUGUCCAGUUCAGCAGCUAUGAUGUUAAAUACUUUGGGUUUGCUGGAACCGUUAAAAGAUACCCCGCAGAAUUUGUUGGUUCAAUUCAAAAAAGUUCUACCGAAAGUAUCGCUCGGAUUAAGGCAAAUUGUAUCGAUGCAACAGAGUAACAUUGGUAAACUUACGGACACCAUUAACGACGAUAUUAAAUGUCUUGAAUUGUCAGUAAUGCGAAUCUUAAACGAUUUUUUAAGGAACGGCAUUGACAAUCUUUCCCUUGGUAAAAAAACUGAUUUUGAACCGGUGAUGAAGUGUCUCCAAAAUCUCACAAAUAAAAUAGCGCAGAUCUCACAAGCAGCACUAAAUGAUGCCAGUUUAUCCACCGAAAGUGUUGAUGAAUCUAUCUUAAUUUUGGCUAUAAUUUUAUCCCAUUGUUACGUUUUUGUUCAAGGCACUGAGUCAACUAUUGCUGCUAUAAUCCAUUCGGAAAAGAAAAAAACACCCCCGACACUGAACUCAUGCUUAUAUUCUGUAGAUGCUCUGAUUGUACGUCUUACAAAAUCAAUUCAAUCAAUUACCGAAGUUUGUGCUUUCACGUUACGAACACUGUUGAAAAGCCUUGUUUCAUUGAAUGAUUUUCUCAACGCAACUUUGAAGAAUGUUUUUGGACUCACUGCGGGUGCAAUUUUAACGGUCCAAAAAAUUACUGAAGGUUUGUCGUCUGGUGUUUCAAGUAUAACACAGGGAUUGAAUAAGUUGGGUUAAUGAAAAAUAUACUUACUUUGAAUGAUAUUUUGUAUUCAUUAGUUUCCAAUUCAAGAAUAGGAAUAAAUUGGAUAUGAGUGAUUGAAA